AUGGCCGCUGCCACACUGCAAGCUGUGGAUCAACGCCUUCGCUCCAUCAUAACCAACCUGUACAUGCUCAUUCUCCAAGCCCACGACUACCAUGGCCAGGGCACGCAACAUGCUAUGACAGAUGAAAUCAAACGCCUCAUCCAGAAUCUCGUCGAGGUCAGCCAACAAGCACGGACGCUGAACAUCCCAGUUCCGAUUGGCAUCAUUCAGUACAUCGAGCAGUCUCGCAAUCCCGAUGUUUACACCCGCGAGUUUGUCGAGUCAGUCAUGAAGUGGAAUCAGCAGUUGAAGGGCAGGAGUGAAGCUUUCGCACAGUUCCGGGACAUCCUGGCGAGGGAGAUGAUGAGCGGUAUACCUGAUAUCAAGGACGACGUGAGGGAGAUCGCGGCGUCGACAGGUGGCUAG
Molecule: messenger RNA, 405 nt
Organism: Recurvomyces mirabilis
Lineage: Eukaryota; Fungi; Ascomycota; Dothideomycetes; Mycosphaerellales; Teratosphaeriaceae
Gene: NUT2
Product: RNA polymerase II mediator complex subunit
Exons: 3
Coding region: 1-405 (134 amino acids)
Biological process (GO): positive regulation of transcription by RNA polymerase II
Cellular component (GO): mediator complex
Molecular function (GO): transcription coregulator activity
Source: RefSeq, a predicted model, not a curated record